AUGCUCUCAGGAGCUGCUGUCUCCCUGCUCUCCCUCGUACGUAAACAUGAAUUCAACCGUACAGCAAUCCAACAACUCCACUCUCAUUUGAUCUUUUGCACCUCAACGCCGAUCAUACUCACUCUUUGGAACUCUGUUCUCCGCCACUACUCCCUCGGUUCUUUCCCCCAAGAAGCUCUUUUCCUCUUUCAGCAUCUGCAGCGCAGAUUGAGACCCAAGUUCUUCUUCGAUAGCUUCGCUUAUUCUUUCCUCAUUAAAGCUGCUGCUAAUCUAACCCAACCCAGUAUCGGAAAACAGGUGCAUUGCCUGAGCUUUAAAUCUGGGUUUCAUUCUCAUGUUUAUGUGCAAACUGCCUUGGUUGAUAUGUAUGUUAACUGUGGGUGUCUUGUGGAGUCCCAGAAUGUGUUCGACGAAAUGCCUAGCAGAAAUAGUGUGACUUGGAAUGUGUUGAUUACUGGGCUUAUCAAGUGGGGUGAGCUUGGGUUUGCUCAGGCUGUUUUCAAUGCGAUGCCGGAGAAGAAUGUGGUUUCUUGGACGGGUAUUAUUGAUGGGUACACACGGACGGGCAAGUUCAAUGAAGCUUUGCUGUUGUUCCAUAAAAUAGUGGUGAGAGAGGGGAUUAAACCAAGUGAAGUGACUCUUUUGGCGAUUUUCCCUGUUGUUUGGAACCUUGGGCAUCUCAAGUCUUGCCAAAUGCUGCACGCUUAUGGGGAGAAAAGUGGGAUCAACUCUUUCGAUAUCCGCAUUAUGAACUCCCUUGUGGAUGCAUAUUCCAAGUGUGGGAGCAUAAACUAUGCUUCGAAAGUGUUCGAUGAUAUAUCAGAUGAAAGGAGGAAUUUGGUGUCAUGGACAUCAAUAAUAUCAGGAUUCGCAAUGCACGGGAUGGCCAAAGAAGCUUCGAAUGGUUUUAGGAUGAUGCAGAGUGCAAAUGUAAAACCAAAUCAGAUUACAUUCUUAAGUGUACUACAUGCUUGUAGCCAUGGUGGUUUGGUGGAUGAGGGUGUCGAGUUUUUCGGAAAGAUGGUUCAUGACUUUGCGCUUCAACCAAAUAUUAAACAUUAUGGAAGCUUGAUAGAUAUGUUGGGGAGGGCAGGGAGAUUGGAAGAAGCAGAAAGGAUGGCUUUGGAGAUACCUAAUGAGAUCUCCAAUGUUGUGAUUUGGAGAACACUAUUGGGUGCUUGUAGUUUCAAUGGAAAUGCAGAGUUGGGACAGAGGGUUAUGCAGAAGAUUCUGGAGUUGGAGAGAACAUAUGGUGGUGAUUAUGUGUUGCUUUCUAAUAUUUUUGUUGAUAAUGGUAGGUAUAUAGAUUCUGAGGAGGUUAGGAGAUUAAUGGAUGAAGAAAAUGCACAAAAGGUGCCUGGUUUUAGUUUUGGAUAA
Ipomoea triloba (trilobed morning glory) is the source of this 1377-nucleotide messenger RNA. RefSeq names its product pentatricopeptide repeat-containing protein At1g09220, mitochondrial-like. The transcript has a single exon. Gene Ontology annotation, molecular function: protein binding; RNA binding. The record is from RefSeq and is a predicted model, not a curated record. Bases 1 to 1377 code for a protein of 458 amino acids. Gene Ontology annotation, biological process: RNA modification. Lineage: Eukaryota; Viridiplantae; Streptophyta; Magnoliopsida; Solanales; Convolvulaceae.